CCGGCCCUGCGGCCAUUUUGAGUUUCGCUUCCACCCGCUCUUGCUUGCCUUCUCAGCCCUUCCGGUGUCGCGCCGCUCGGGGGCUUCUUAGCAGUCCGUUUCUCCUGGAAAGUGGCUGCCGCUGCCGCCGCGGGAGGGCUCCUAUCUAUGGUGGUGAGGCCUCGAGCGGACUAGGACACCUCCUCCCCCACUAGGAUGGACGUCGCCUCAGCCGCCGCCUCCUCCUGCUCGGGCCGUACCGCACUGUGGUCUGCCGCCGGCUGCCAAAGCCGCUGCCCUGUGUGGCUCUUCUGCCGGCCCGGGGAUCGGCCUGGAGCACCCACACCGCCGCUGUGCAAGGCCGAGACUGAGUAGGCCGCCUCCGAAUCUCGUCCGACCGCCAUCCGCUGACCUCCGCGGACCUGCUUUGAGAGAUUGCCAAGAAAAAGGAGAUGGAGCCGGCGACAGACGGGUCGCGGAAACGGCCUACCCCUUGGGCGGGCUCCCGCUUCCGUCUGCCCUUUUUCUUCUCUCGGCGAUCGCAGCCAGACUCUUUCAAGUUCCCAACACCUCCCGCCCCGGAAAACUCCGGGGACCCCGCACUACCUUCCUUUGCCCAGCCCGAGGCUCGGACCAGCUACUGGACGAAGCUGCUUUCCCAGCUCCUUGCGCCGCUCCCCAUCUUGCUUGAGAAGCUGCUGAUUUGGACUCAACUUUUCGGUGGGAUGAUUCCGACUAGAUGGCUAGAUUUUGCCGGAGGCUACAGCGUCUUGAGAUCCCUGAGGGGACGGGAGGAACCAGCCGACCCCACAGCGCAGAAAUCUUUGAGUUCUCUGCGGCUCGACCCCUCCGAUCACUCGGUUGCCAGUCCCCUUGAUUGGCUAGAGGAGGGGAUCCACUGGCAGUGCUCGUCCCCAGACCUAGAAAUGGAACUUAAAGCCAAGGGAAGUGCUUUGGACCCCACAGCACACGCUUUUCUCUUAGAGCAGCAGCUGUGGGGAGUGGAGCUGUUGUCGAGUAGUCUUCAAGCCCGGGUGUACUCUGACCGGGGACUUGGCUCUUCGCCCUCCGGGCCUGUAAACGUUCAGCGCUUAAGCAAUUUCAGCGUAGUCUCCUAUUUGCUGAACCCCUCGUACUUGGACUGCCUUCCCCGGCUAGAGCUCGGCUGUCAGAACAGCAUUGGAAGUGGCGACUUAGUUGAUUUCCAGACACUAGCCCCAGGGAGCAGCUACCUGACUGAGGACCAUUGUCAUCCCCAACCACUAAAUGCAGAAAUCUCUCCAGCCUCGUGGCAGGGAUGUCCACCUCUUUCUACAGAAGGCCUGCCAGAAAUCCACCAUCUUCGCAUGAAACGGCUGGAAUUCCUUCAACAGGCUAGCAAGGGGCAAGAGUUACCCACCCCUGACCAAGAUAAUGGCUACCAUAGCCUGGAGGAGGAACACAGCCUUCUCCUGAUGGAUCUGCAACACUGCAGAGGUAACCCAACACAGUGUGUUUCCCGCACUGGAGCCAUUCCUGGAACCAUCCAGGAACCCACGGAGGAAAAAGAAUUGUUGAUUAAAGAAGUUCCACUUGCUUUGGAAAAACAGGGUCCUUCAGAAAGUUGUCCAUCUUGUGAAGUGCCUAUGGAAAAAGAGGCUGGGGAGGACCAAAUAAGUUUAGUUGACUGCUUAGACAUAGAAGAUGACCUUCCCAUUUCUGCCAGACCAGCUUGUAGUAACAAAUUGAUAGAUUACAUUUUGGGAGGUGCUUCCAGUGAUGUGGAAACGAGUUCUGAUUCAGAAGGUGAGGAUUGGGAUGAGGAAGCUGAGGAUGAUGGUUUUGAUAGUGAUAGCUCACUGUCAGAAUCUGACCUUGAACAAGACUCUGAAGGGCUUCACCUCUGGAACUCUUUCUAUAAUGUAGAUCCUUACAAUCCCCAAAACUUUACAGCAGCAAUUCAGACUGCUGCCAGAAUUGUUCCUGGAGAUCCUUCUGAUUCAGAGAAGGAUUUGUCUGACAAGUCUGAUCUAGAGAAUUCUCCCCAAACUGGAAGCCUUCCUGAGAACCCUGACCAUAAUUCUGGGGAGGAAGAUGACUGGGAAUCUAGUGCAGAUGAAGCAGAGAGUCUCAAACUGUGGAACUCUUUCUGUAAUUCCGAUGAUCCCUACAACCUUUUAAAUUUUAAGGCUCCUUUUCAAACAGGGAAAAAUUGGAAAGGCUGUCAUGACUCAAAGAGAUCAUCUGAGUCCAUUGUGGCCAUUUCUGAGUGUCACACCUUACUUUCUUGUGAGGUGCAACUGUUAGGGAGCCAAGAAAGUGAAUGUCCAGACAUGGUACAGUGUGAGGUUCUUUCUGGAGAAAGACACACGCACAUCAAAAGAAAAAAGGUAACCUUCCUUGAAGAAGUUACUGAGUAUUAUAUAAGUGGUGAUGAGGAUCGCAAAGGACCAUGGGAAGAAUUUGCAAGGGAUGGAUGCAGGUUCCAGAAACGAAUUCAAGAAACGGAAGAUGCUAUUGGAUAUUGCUUGACAUUUGAGCACAGAGAAAGAAUGUUUAAUAGACUCCAGGAAACAUGCUUCAAAAGACUUAAUGGUUUCGAGCAGCAUUAAGACGAGUUAACAGUCUGUAGCCCUAGCAUACACUACCUCUUACUUGAGAGGUUUCUUUUAAAAACAAAUAUUGGCAGCUGUCCUUUGACUUUUUUUUUUUUUUUUUGAGAGGAAAUGUAGCUCGGAUCCAGUGAUCUAGUUUAGUUUUUUUUUUGGCAACAUAUCCCACUUAGAAACAUCUGGGUUUGAAGUCAGCCCUGAUAAUGAAGGAUGAGAUAGUGUGAUUUCUAAUUCUCCCUUUUUUGAUUUAGUUGGAAAUGUUUUUAAAUGUCCUUUGCUUGUUUGAGGCGAAAAGGGGACCUUUUGAGUUGUAAUUUUGCACUUUCAAAACUUAUUUUCUUGGGAAACAAUAUUUAUAGGGCUUAGAGCCCAUUUUCAGCUCUAAUUUAAAUUACGUUUAUCUGUCUAAAAUCUUUGGGCUCUCUUUUUUUCCCCAGCAUUCUGAAAUUAAUGGGCUUUUAUGUUUUUCUGAAUUUUUUUAUUUUACUGAUUUGGCCCAUCUGCCUUAAGGCUAAAAAUAUAAUCUUGUAUAUGCUGUCAACUUGCAGUACAUUAUCUUGUGUCACUUUUUUUUUCCUUUUAAAAAAUGACUGGUUGAAAAUGUGUAGUGGAUUUUUAUUUCCAUGUUAAGUUCUGUACAUAAGGUAUUUCCAAGGACUGCCCCCAAACCUACUCUCUGCUACUUUGGGAAAGCUGCAUCUUUCUGCCAAAUUUUAACAUCAAAUAUGUUUAAUAUCUGUGCAAACUGUUCCUUGGAGAGGGUUCUGUAUAUGUUGCUAUAGUUCCCAGUUGAAUGUAGUUCUUUGUACAUUUCAAAUUGUUGUAAAACAUUCUAGGAAGUAAUAAUUACAUCAUAAUCAUUUAUUUUUUAAACAUAAAAGCCUAGAAUUUUCCUGGGAAGAAAAAAAGGAGACAUUUCAGAGUAAUUUGGUUUUGUUGUGUAUGCUCUUAACAGAAAACCAGUGUUAUUAAUGUCAUGCCUCAGCACUGUCACUUUUGAAUCCUGUCAAGGUGACGCUAUAAACUUGGAAAUGGGAAGUUCUGAAUUUUCAAGUUUGAAAUGUAAAAUGUAAACUUCAGUUAAUAUCCAGGUUUAUUGUUUUCUACUAUUUUAAUAAUGAGAGAAGUAAUGGCAAGGCCUGUACUUUCAGGAUGGGAUAGAACUAUAGAUUUAACAACUACAAAGUCUUAAUACCCAAAGUUUACUUUUGAAUUGAAGUCUUUGCAUUGACUGGUUGUGCUUGGUUUGUUUAGAUAGCUUUACAUAGUGUGCAUCUGUUACAUUGAGAGAAUGUCAACCAACUCUUUAAUGAUCUGUUUUUACUCCAUGUGCCUCCUGUCACAGGUAAUGGAAAACAUAAGAAUAGAUGACCUCUUAAUUUUCAACUUAUUUCAGUGUGGGGAUGAAGUUUUCAUCAGAAAUUCUUGCAGGGUUACUACCUCAGUUUAUAAUCUACCUGGUUAUUUUAUUUCUAUCUGGUUUGCUUAAAGAACUGCAUCCAGUGUUGAUAUAUAUAUAUAUAUAUACACACACACACUGAGAGUAUAUAUAUAUACACACACACAUAAAUACAUAAAACACACUGAGAGUGCAACACCAUAAAAGGUCACAUUUUUGCAGAGCCCUUAUUCUAGGUGUUUUGUGCACCUCCAUUUUAGGUAGUCAUAGGGAAUGCAUUUGUAGGAUUUGGCAUAAUACCGUGAAAAUAGGCUAGUUUCAAGCACCAGCUGUCAGUAGGAAAGCAGGCAUCAUUUGCCUUAAAAAGCUUUUUGACAAUGUAUACACAUUCUUUUAAAACCAGACUGAAGCAUACUGUUUAAUUUCAGAGACUUAGGUUGUAUUUUGUCUUUCUGAAAUCUAACACCUCUGCAUAGUUGAAAAUAAUGGUGCCUCUUUCACUGGAUUUUGGAAAAUUGUUCCCUUCGGAUUCUAUCCUCAUUACCAAGUGAGUAAAAUCUUGGUUAAGAAUUCUUCCAUCUACUCCCCUCCUUUUGAAGAAGUGAUCAGAUGGUGAUGAGAAGGACAGAAGGGUCCAUUUUAAAAUUGGAUUGAAGGAGAAAAACAAAAUUUUUGUUAGUUUCAUGUCAAUCCUUGUUAUUAGGACAAAGUUAAACCCCUACAAUCUUAAAAAGAAAAUCCUUGGAGGUUUUAAUUAAACAUUUUACACAUUUAAAGUCUUGUAAUGGUGCUUUAAGUGUCAAUGUAGCAUGUGUAAGACUUUGUACAGACAGGUAAAAUUUCCAUUUCUGAGUAAUUAAAUGUGAUACCAACACCUCUUCAUCUUUAACUUGAAAUCAGAACUAUCAGAUUUUAUUUUUUUAUAAUUUAAGGAAGGUGAAGUUAGGGGACUAGAAUACUUCUAAAUUGGCUUCUACAGAUCCAAUGAUUUAAAUAUAACCAGUUUGUUGGGAUUUUAUAGCUAAAAUAUU
Messenger RNA from Cynocephalus volans (Philippine flying lemur), 5000 nucleotides. It is a transcript of the gene PPP1R15B, whose product is annotated as protein phosphatase 1 regulatory subunit 15B. Gene Ontology annotation, biological process: response to endoplasmic reticulum stress. Gene Ontology annotation, molecular function: protein phosphatase regulator activity. NCBI's taxonomy places the organism in Eukaryota, Metazoa, Chordata, Mammalia, Dermoptera, Cynocephalidae. The record is from RefSeq and is a predicted model, not a curated record. The transcript is spliced from 2 exons. Gene Ontology annotation, cellular component: protein phosphatase type 1 complex; endoplasmic reticulum. Bases 432 to 2570 code for a protein of 712 amino acids.